UCAUUUGUUGAUUUAGGAUGUGGAAAUGGUUUGUUGACCUUUCUGCUUACAUCUGAGGGACAUGAAGGAAUGGGUAUUGAUGUGCGAAAAAGAAAAAUAUGGGAUGUGUUUCAAAAUAAAGGAGCUAAUUUGUUAG
Molecule: messenger RNA, 136 nt
Organism: Racocetra fulgida
Lineage: Eukaryota; Fungi; Glomeromycota; Glomeromycetes; Diversisporales; Gigasporaceae
Source: the annotation of a GenBank genome assembly